AUGAAUCCCUUCAAUUCCAUGCUUCCAUUAUUUCUCCUCGCCCUCUUCGCCCUCUUCUCUCCGGCGAAACCAGACGCCGCCCUCAUCCGAAACCUCUGCGGCAGAACCGAGCAGCCGGUGAUUUGUUCUGCUUGCCUCAAUUCCGAUUCCGCCAGCCGGACUGCCAAUGGGCGUGGACUCGCAGUCAUCGCCGUCGGAUGUGCGGAGAGGAAUACCAGAGCAAUGGCCCAGAGGAUCGGCGACAUUUCCCGUAGAACGCCGAAUUCCCCUGUGAAGACGCUGUUGAACGAUUGCUGGUUUUCCACAGGGUAUGCCGCCGGCAAUUUUCCAGGAAUCAGAAGUGCGGUCCAAGGAGGAGAUUAUGCCCGUGCCAGAAACGGCGUGGAGAUUUCGAUUAGGAAUGUCAAUAGCUGCUUGGCUGGGUUCGAUAAAAACCCUUCGGUCCCGGUGCCGUCGGAGGUUUUGGCUGGGACGGUGGCGGCCGUUCAGAGCUGCCGGAUUGUUUUGGGGAUAUUGAACAACAUUUAA
Molecule: messenger RNA, 528 nt
Organism: Cucurbita moschata (crookneck pumpkin)
Lineage: Eukaryota; Viridiplantae; Streptophyta; Magnoliopsida; Cucurbitales; Cucurbitaceae
Exons: 1
Coding region: 1-528 (175 amino acids)
Biological process (GO): negative regulation of catalytic activity
Molecular function (GO): pectinesterase inhibitor activity
Source: RefSeq, a predicted model, not a curated record